Messenger RNA from Urocitellus parryii (Arctic ground squirrel), 1015 nucleotides. The record is from RefSeq and is a predicted model, not a curated record. Lineage: Eukaryota; Metazoa; Chordata; Mammalia; Rodentia; Sciuridae.
AUUCCUUCCGUCCCGGGCAAUGAGGAAUUGUUUUCUUUUUUUUUUUUUUCUUGAAUGCAGUAUUGGGGCUAGGAUUUUGGGGGUGUCGCUGAUUAUUUCUGGCUGUGAAUGUUUGGUAUUUGAAGAUUUGGAGAGUCUGGCCGUAGUCUUUCAGGCCGGGAGAGGUAGUGGACUCCCCGCGCUCGCUCCUCUGCCGGCGGGACCGACGGCCGGACUGCAGCGCCGGACCCGAAGAGGAAGCCGAGCGGAGCGCAGUGUGGCACUUGCUGGACCCCGGACCGAACCUCAAGGAGAUGACACCACUUAAUGGUGAAACCCGAAGCUGUAAGACAGUUUUCUAGACUUGGAAAUAAGUUUCUAUUAGAACUUCUUGGCUUUUCUCCUUUGGGUUGAAUACAGGCUGUGGCGCAUGACCAGCUACUGUCAUACCAUGCUUUCCUGUGACAUUUGUGGUGAAACAGUAACCUCAGAACCGGAUAUGAAGGCUCACCUGCUAGUUGUUCACAUGGAAAAUGAAGUUAUAUGUCCUUUUUGCAAGUUGUCAGGUGUAAAUUAUGAUGAAAUGUGUUUUCAUAUUGAAACUGCUCAUUUUGAGCAGAAUACACUAGAGGAAAGAAACUUUGAGAGGAUAGAUACAAUGCAGAAUGGAACUUCAAAUAAUAAGGAUAACAGUCUACAGAGUACAGUGGAAGUUAAUUCAAGUAUUCAUUCAGCUAGUGCAUCUAAUCAUCCAAAAGGUUCAGCUCAAAGCUUGCCUGAGGAUGAUACUUUAAAACGUAAAGAAGUUUAUUCAGAGAACUUAAGUGAAUCUAGAAAAUUCCAGAAAAGUAGGGGAAAACAGUCUGGCUUAUCUGAAAUAAAAGAACCAAUUUAUGAAACAAUGUAUAGUCCUCCUGAAUGUCCAUUUUGUGGAAAAAUAGAGGAAUGUGGUCAAGAUAUGGAAACUCAUGUGAAAACAAAGCAUGCCAGUCUUUUAGACACUCCAUUAGAAGGUAAAGUGUUCAUUUUAUUAUAA